Molecule: messenger RNA, 6171 nt
Organism: Amphiprion ocellaris (clown anemonefish)
Lineage: Eukaryota; Metazoa; Chordata; Actinopteri; Pomacentridae
Gene: abcg4a
Product: ATP-binding cassette, sub-family G (WHITE), member 4a
Exons: 16
Coding region: 852-2780 (642 amino acids)
Cellular component (GO): plasma membrane
Molecular function (GO): ATP binding; ATP hydrolysis activity; ABC-type transporter activity
Source: RefSeq, a predicted model, not a curated record
UUCUGCUUUUUUUUUUCUUUUCUACGAGACUUGAUACAUUCCCUUUAACGUGAGAUCAGGAUGAGAACAAUCAGAACCAAAACAGCAUCUCCUCCAGCAGCAUCUUGCCAGCAACGCCCUGCAUCCCAGACCGGCGUGCGCACCACACAGACGCACUAACCGGCGAGAGGAGGACGGAGACUGCUAUCGAGCUGCAGCUGAUGCUGCUGAAGCAUCUGCAGCGCUGUUUGGCUGUCUUUUUCCUCUGUGUGUGCGUGUGUGCGUGUGUGUGUGUGUGUGUGUGUGUGUUUGCUUCCAGAUGUCAGGGGAGACUGAAGAUUGCCAUCAACGCCGCUGCUGAGGAUGUAUAUGAGCAGAACGCUUCGACGGACGGAUGGAAUAAUCUUUGCGAGGGAAAACAUGACAGGCAUCCCACCGGCGGUUCUCCGGCACGCAGUGAUAGUUUGAGGGCCGGACAUGAUUUUAAUCUCAGGGGUUGCUGUGGUGGAUGCGGGAUGAUGCGCGCCGCACCCCGAGAGAUAUUGAUAAGGAGAACACAGCUCGGUCCUUCAGUGUCCCACAAAAGAUCUUUCCUGGACUGUGGCGCACAGUGAGCAUCUUCAUUGUUUCUCUUUUUUUUCUUUCUUUCUUUUGUUUUUGGGGACUGAUGUGGAAGGAUUGGGCUGUUUUGACUAAAGGGAUCCACUGAGCACUGUUGCUCUCACCAGGAGAGGGGAAAGAGAACCAGGGCUGAGCUGCUCACCUGGUCAUUUCAACACACUAAUAAUAAGAAGAGCCGGGAGCAUCCCCUCAUCACUCAGCAGUCAUUGCAGAGCACAGAUCCACCACACCACUGCAAAGCUCCUUUCAGCAUGGCCGAGAGGACGAUGGAGCAGGGCUCGGUCAGCAUCCCCAUGGAGGAGACCAAGCUUCAUGGAGGGGCUCCCCAGGAGGCGCCACUGCUCACCCACCUGAAGAAAGUGGAGAACCACAUCACCGAGGCCCAGCGCUUCUCCCACCUCCCACGCCGCUCUGCUGUGGACCUGGAGUUCAAUGAGCUCUCAUACACCAUCCGAGAGGGUCCCUGGUGGAGGAGGAGAGGUUACAAAGCCCUCCUCAAGUGUCUGUCGGGAAGAUUCAACAGCAGAGAGCUGAUUGGCAUCAUGGGGCCUUCUGGAGCUGGAAAAUCCACUUUGAUGAAUAUUCUGGCAGGUUACAGGGAGACGGGCAUGAAGGGCACGAUCCUGGUGAACGGCCGGCCGAGGGACCUGAGGACCUUCAGGAAGAUGUCCUGCUACAUCAUGCAGGAUGACAUGCUGCUGCCGCACCUCACCGCGAGGGAAGCCAUGAUGGUUUCUGCGAAUCUGAAACUGAACGAGAGCAUGCAGGUCAAAAAAGAACUUGUGGAUGAGAUCCUGACAGCUCUGGGCCUCCAAGAAUGUGCUCCGACACGCACCAUCUCCCUCUCUGGAGGCCAGUGUAAAAGACUGGCCAUCGCCUUGGAGCUGGUCAACAAUCCACCUGUCAUGUUCUUUGAUGAGCCCACCAGCGGUCUGGACAGUGCGUCCUGCUUCCAGGUUGUUUCCCUCAUGAAGUCUCUGGCUCAGGGAGGACGGACAAUCAUCUGCACCAUUCAUCAGCCCAGUGCCAAGCUCUUUGAGAUGUUUGAUAAGCUGUACAUACUCAGUCAGGGUCAGUGCAUAUACAAGGGCACAGUCCCUUACCUCAUCCCUUAUCUGAAGAACCUGGGCCUCCACUGCCCGACGUAUCACAAUCCUGCUGAUUUUAUCAUUGAGGUGGCAUCAGGUGAAUAUGGAGACCUGAACCCAGUGCUGUUUGAGGCGGUGCAGGGUGGUCUGUGCUCAGAGGAGGGCAAGAAGAACUCCAGAGAUAAAAGUGACUCCUCCUGUCCCUCUCAGUGUCACAGUGACACAGGAACCCUUGAGAAGCAUAGCUUUGCCACCAGUACCUUCACACAGUUCUGCAUCCUCUUCAAAAGAACUUUCAUUACGAUAUGCAGGGACACGGUGCUGACCCACCUCAGGGUGAUGUCACAUCUGUCGAUUGGAGUGCUGAUCGGCCUGCUAUAUCUCAAAAUUGGAAACGAUGCCAGCAAGGUGUUCAACAACACUGGCUUCCUCUUCUUCUCCAUGCUGUUCCUCAUGUUUGCUGCACUGAUGCCCACAGUACUAACGUUUCCUCUGGAGAUGUCUGUGUUUGUGAGGGAACAUCUCAACUACUGGUACAGCCUGAAGGCCUAUUACUUGGCCAAAACCAUGGCAGACAUACCGUUCCAGGUGAUUUGUCCAAUCAUGUACUGUAGUAUCGUGUACUGGAUGACUGAACAGCCUCCAGAGGCGGGUCGUUAUCUGCUCUUUAUGGCCUUGUCCACGUCCACAGCCCUGGUAGCUCAGUCCCUGGGUCUGCUUAUAGGGGCUGCAUCCACAUCUCUGCAGGUAGCAACAUUCGUGGGUCCUGUCACAGCCAUACCUGUCCUCCUCUUCUCCGGCUUCUUUGUCAAUUUUGACACCAUCCCCAAAUACCUGCAGUGGAGCUCUUAUGUGUCCUAUGUCAGGUAUGGCUUUGAGGGUGUCAUACUCUCCAUCUAUGGGAUGAACCGGUCUGAACUGGAGUGUCCGGACCCAGUGUGUAAAUUUCAAAAGCCGGAGGAGGUCCUGCAGCUGCUGGAUGUGGAGGAUGCAAAGCUUUACGUGGACUUCAUGGUGUUGGGGGUUUUCUUCCUGGUCCUCAGACUGGCCACUUACCUGGUUCUGCGCUACAAAGUCAAAUCGGAGCGUUAAAAGACCACCACCGUCGGAUCUGGAUACUGGUGCAUAUCCCGGCAGUGUGAGAUAGUAAGAAAACAUAUAAUGUCUCUUCCUCUGUCUCUACUUCACACACAUGUAGAAAGACAUACACAAACCCGGCACAUACAAUCAGAAAGCUGUGCUACCCCAUUACCCAAACUGUACAGUAAAAACAGACUGAAACAGUUUGUUGUUCAAGAAAAAGUUCAGACUGUGAAGUGUUGUUCUGUCUACCAGGUAAUGAUACGUCUCAAACCACUAUUACCUUCCAAACAUAAAAUAUAGUAAAAUACAAAUAUUGUGUAUCUGCACCAUAAAUGAGCAAAAUACCCAACAAAGUAACAGAAAGCAUGUUUCAUUAAACUGAGAAAUUUGGAUUUGUAUUUUUUGGCCACUCCAGGAGCCUUUCAUAUGACUCAUGAGCUCAUGAGGAGCCGUAGUAACCAUCUUGGUGCAGGAGUGUCCACUAACUUGUAGCUUCUCAAUCCAGUGCCUAAAAAGGUUCACAUCAGAAUCCCAAUAAUCGAUACCUAAUUGGACAGCAUCAAACACAAGCGAUUCCCUUUUAUUGUCAUCGGAGGAGGGGGAACUUUCCAUUCCAGUUCAUGUGGAUUAUCUCUCUCUGCUGACGAUCUUAUCAGGUAUCUUUACCAAGAUGCUGAACAUGAUGACUUGUCUUUAUGGAAUACAACCCAAACAAACCGACUGCCAGUGGAUGACGUUCCUCGCUUUCCAUCUCUAGUGUGGAUCAUUUUUGCAGGCCUUCUGCCCGACCACCGAUGGCUACAGAACAUUUGGAUGAAGUGCUUGUAAAAAUGUGCAGCGUGUCUUAAACAGCGGCUGAUGUGGACUCACCCUGCGACCAGACCUACAAGUCCUUACCCGUCCCUUAUUAAAACAUGUUUGUUUCUGCCAUAAAUGAGGAAACAUUCAGUGAACUGGGAGCAAAAUGUGAAAGCGAGUAAGCAUUUUCCAGCCUGAAGCAGAGGGCUGUCCUGAUCGCAGAGAGAGUGCUGUUUUAGGUGAAGUGCAAUAGCAUUAUACUAUGGUGAAAAAAAGUGGUGUUUGUCCAAUCGGUGUCGCUCUUUUGACACAAAUUCUUUAAAAUGCUUGUUUCCACUCGUUGUAUGACUCUUUAGCUGCCUCCUCCCUGAGCUAUGAAAGGAAGUAACCUGGUUCUUUCCUUCCCUCUCUCUGCUUUGCUGAUGUCUGACAGAUGUGUGUUGUCCAAAACAAUGCUAGAUACUUGAAAUGCUGGCUGGGCAGUUUUUGUGCCUCUGAACUAGAAUGAUUUGAGUUUCCUCUGCUUUAUUGUUUGCACAUACACCUUAUGUCUACAUACAUAUGCUCUUUCUAACACACACAUGCACACACAUACACACACACACAUACACACACACACACACACACACACACACACACACACACACACACACACACACACACACACACACAUUCACCUUGGCAAUGUUUAGAAGAGCCUCUCCUAGUCACAAGGCAAUGCAAAUAUUUUCCAAUAGACUUGCUAUGAAAUAUUUCUUACUCAAACUAUGCUACUUAGUAAUCCUUAUUAUAAUGCAUAAAAUAAUGUGAGUAUAUAAUCAAUGAUUGUACAGUGAAUAUGUCAUGCUGUAAACAAAUGUACAUUUGCACUUUUCAGUGAACGUUUCUUUUUUUUAAAUUCAUUUCUAUUUAAUUUUAUUUUUAUAUAUCUAUGAGACGAGUGCUGCUUGAGAGUAUAAUGGGAAAAACAGCAACUGAAUGUUGCAUGUUCACUUUAGGAAUGAAAAUUCAGAGUAUAGCAUAAUGACUUUAGUUCUUCAUCCAACUGUAUCAUGUGUAUCCUGCCUUGUUUGAGGAGAUGCAAGUCCUCUGCUUUCCGUUGAACGGAAGCAUAUAUCUGGAAUCAGGCAUGCGUCACUGGUGUAGAUUAAAAAAGGAGAGAAUCAAGAGCAGGAAGGUAACCAAGUGUGAAACAUGACAGAUGCAAGAAGGCAAGGAUAAACAACAGUCAACCAAAUGUGUCAUCAUGUAGCUGAAGAGGGCAGUUUGAUCAAUAACCUACGAUCAACUUCACUGUUAGAGAGUAAACUGCAGCAGCUGAGGUUUGGAUUCUGUCAUUAAUAGCAAUAGUCAACAACUGCAGUGUUUUACUGUUAUACCUCCCACUUCUGCUGCAUCAGUCAGUUUAUACAUUUAAAUAACUUGAGUGCUUUUGUUCCUAUUAUGUGCAAUAACCAUCCAAAGGUAUUCUAACUCUAUGAGACCAACUUCAUGGAGGGAAAUUGUGACACUGCAAUCAGAACUUUUUAGUUGUGUUUUUGUUGCUCCUGUUCAGUAACAUUAGCUAAUGGUGUCUACUGGAUUGUCCUAACGAUUUCAUUUGAGAGACAAAAGAGGGGAAUAAUGCCACUGGGCAGAUGUUGCCAUGUUCACCAAGAUAAUUGGUUCCCAAGUUAGUGCAGGAAAAUUUGUAGCGCAGGGGAAAACGUUGCAUAAGUCAGUUUUUCUGCCGACACAGAGGAUGUGUUGUCUUAAGCUCCCCCGCCUUCGAUCAAAAGCCAUGAGUUGUAAGCUGACCUGUGGGUAUGACUGAAUUUGAAUAAAACUGCAGGAAAAGAAACGGCUCCAGCCCACGAACAAAGCAGGGAUAAUUAGCAGCACUGAAGUCAUUAAGCAGUCUGGAGAAAGUCUUUGGCCUGAGGUCUAAAGGCCUGUGUUACCAAAGAAGAAAGCAAAUCAUCCUUCUUCUGCCGCAAAAUGUGGAAAAUGGUGGGUGAAAUGCCCAAAGUUCUAAUUCAUUUUCUGACCAAAGAAAGUGCUCUGAAAACACGAAGUUUGUAGCCAUUCAGGUCUCACCAGUUUUCCUGAUUUCUGAGAUUUGUUUGCCAGUGUCUCUUCCAGGUCCAGAACACUGACAGUUAUUGAUGGUUGAUGAUUUGGCUCCAGUGGAGAUACUAAAUAACUGAAUCGUGAUCAAAUGUAAUCAUGGAUAUACAUUAUGAAGAAGCCUUGCAGGUAAUACUGCAGGAUGCAGCUGAUGAGCGCAUUUUCAAAUCAAAUAGGUUUUUUCAGUCUCUCUUGUUUUAUUUAUCAUUUCACUGUCUCAUCUGUCUCUCAUAAUAAGCCACCAGACUUAAGUGCACUCUAUCAUGCAUGUAAGUAACAAUAUUCAGACUAUCCCUGCAGAAAGCUUUGAUUUUCUGAUUGAAAAUUAAUGAUGGAAUUAAGGCUGUAUUACGCAGAUUGUUCUUUUUUUGUUUUGUUUUAUCUGAUAUAAUUUGUUUAUCAUUUGCAGUUUGAUUUACGACAACUCAAAAAAAAUGCAAGUUCUGUAUAUUGAACACUGUUUCAAGGAUUAUAAUAAAGAUCAUUUAUAACCUUU